UGAUCGAUGACUCGUUAGAUUUCCUUCCUGAGAUCAUAAAUAAUUCAAAUUAUGUACAACUUGUUGCCGCGAAGAAACUCCGGCGCAAGUGCGUGGAAAAUCGAUACUCAUUCCUCUGACUGUAACUAAUAAUCGUGUGUUGAGUGCAAUCAAAAGAAUUCCGCUGUUGCAAGAGAGAAAUUAUGGAAAAUCUGUGGCUCGAAGUGUGUUCACGGCAGAAGAUCAAUCAAAAUGCCACACAAGAGUGGCUCGGGAAGAUCCUCAGGAACUAUUCACAGGACGAACGGGCGUAUCACAAUCAAAACGAUAUGUUUGCACACAAGGAAAAGUACCUUCGGGAGGGAAAGGCCAGCGAUUCGGUGAUUCUGGCAGCAAUCUUUCAGUACUACUCCUUCGAUCCCAAGAGGGACAGUCACACGGAGAAUUGCCAGGCAUUCAGGGAGUUCCUGGCGGAGGCAAGCUUGGCCGAGGCGCCUCUUGGGAAGUACGUGAGAAAACUCCUCGGCGAGAAUAUCGCCGAAGAUUUGGAGGGAUUCGAUGAAGAUGCACAGUUUCUGCAGGAUUUGGAUCUCGCCAUCCUGGGUGGAUCUCCGGAGGAGUACAAGAACUACACGGAACUCCUCCAGAAGGAGUACAAACACUUGAACACGGACUCUUACAAGUCAACACGAUUGAAAAUUCUAAAGACAUUUCUCACCAUUCCGAGAAUCUACUCGACAAACUUCUUCCGCGAGCGCCUCGAGGAAUCGGCCAGGCGGAAUAUCAAGAAGGAAAUUGAGGAAUUGAAAGCAUAAAAGCUGUGAAAAUCACUCGCCAGUCGUUCUUCGGUUGUUAUUGCAUAUGCAAAAUUCGCUUAAAUUCUCCCAAUAUAUAUAUCAAUAAAUCAUCUCACGGUAAAACUCACAGAGCAUUCGCCCAAGUCCUCCGGCGUGGCCAGAAGAUCUUCACAACUUCCUCUGAUUCCGCUCUCAUCGCACAGGCAA
This is a messenger RNA of Phlebotomus argentipes, 983 nucleotides long. RefSeq lists its product as uncharacterized. Lineage: Eukaryota; Metazoa; Arthropoda; Insecta; Diptera; Psychodidae. The record is from RefSeq and is a predicted model, not a curated record. The transcript has 3 exons. The coding region runs from base 183 to 794 and encodes 203 amino acids.